This is a messenger RNA of Dentiscutata heterogama, 1126 nucleotides long. Lineage: Eukaryota; Fungi; Glomeromycota; Glomeromycetes; Diversisporales; Gigasporaceae. The record is from the annotation of a GenBank genome assembly.
AAAGAAAAAAUCAAAGAAAGUUCCUUGUGAUAUUCCUCGCGACUUAGAGGCACUUGGAUAUAAAAUUGAUGAAAAAAAUCAACUUGUAUCUAUAGAGGACGGCGAAAUUUAUAAAUUUGAGGUAAAAGACAGGGCUUAUAAUGAACGUUUGUACGAUAUUAUAAUGGAACUUUUGGCCUCUUGGGUCGAAGAAAAGCUUCAAAAAGAUCUUGGUUUUAUAAAAAAGAUAUUACCUCUUGGCGCUACAGAAAAUGAUAUACAUACCAAAAUUUUUCUAACUCCAGAUUAUGAAACCAAUGAUAAGAUGAUUAUAUUCAUUCCUGGAACUGCUCAUUCAGUCGGUAUCUGGUCGCGAAGAGCUCUCAUAGAUAUUUCUGUUAUAGAUGGUUCAAUGAUCAAUUAUGCAAAACGUGCCUUAGACUUGGGGUUUUCUAUCGUAAUGUUGAAUCCCAAUGAAGUAUUUUGGUAUAAGGGAAAAGGUGUGCUUAUUCUGCCAAAAACUACUGCACCGUUUGACACGAUUCCAGGUAGUGAAUCCCCGGAAGCUCACACUAGCUAUGUAUUCGAGAAUAUCCUUAUGAAUAUUAAAUCACCUAUUCCACAUAGACCAUCUGCGGCACAAAAAAUCUUCAUCGUUGCCAACAGUUAUGGAGGUCAUUGUGCCAUUGAUGUUAUGCAAAACCACUUUAAUGAGUUAUCUGAGAGGGUAAAAGCUAUAGAGUUUACCGUGUCAGCUCAUUCUAUUGACUUUGUAAAGACUGAUCGUAUGAAAGUUUGGAUACGUGAGCACUGUCGUAAUUGGCUCAUGUCAGAUCUGCCGAUAGGAGAAGAAAUAAUUGAUACAAGAUUUGGAUGUCACUCUUUUUCAUCAGGAUCCGAACUUAUCGAAUAUAUAACGUAUGCGGUGAUUGAUUUGGUUUUUAAAUUUAUUGAAAAUAAAUUGAUUAACCCUGAAAAUUUUCAAGACGACACAUGCGACACAGAUGAUGAUCUCCUUAUUAGUGAAAGCCAACACAUAUUUGAUACACUUGUCAGCAAUGUACAAGAUAUUAAAUAUGAUUUUGAUGAUAACGAAAAUUGUCGUAUUGUGAAGGAGACAGAUGGAUCUGCAUGGCUUAGUGAUUAG